Auanema sp. JU1783 is the source of this 2070-nucleotide messenger RNA. NCBI's taxonomy places the organism in Eukaryota, Metazoa, Nematoda, Chromadorea, Rhabditida, Rhabditidae. The record is from the annotation of a GenBank genome assembly.
AUGAAAUUUUCGAUUUCAUCUGCUCGAACGUGUAUGACUUCGGGUGAUACUAGGAAUGCGGUUUUCAAUUAUCUCAUGGUGUUGAAACCGUUAGAGGAUAGUAAGAAAAUGAAGUUUGUCAAUGAAUUUCUGGAGUGUUUCAAAGCAUAUGUUGAAAAUUUGAAUAAUAAAGAAGAUGUUUGUGAAUUCGCUGUAGAAAUUUUUCCUCAAUGUUGUCAAGUAUAUUUUUUCUGUGCAUUUUUCAAAUAUUCAAGAGAUGAUCUUCUCGGAGCUUUGAAUAUUAUAAGCUUUGUGCUGAACAGUAUUGACCAUACACCACUCGAGAAGAUUGCUAUCAAAGUUUUCGAAUGUAAUUUACGUUCACACAUCUUCCCAGUUUGGCAUAUGAUUAUGUUAAAUGAUCAUGUUAGAAAUUCAAAGUAUGCACAAGCGAUUGAAAAAAUAAUCACACCUGAAGACGUAGUACUUGACAUCGGUAGCGGAUCAGGAUUCUUAUCAGUCUUGGCUGCCAAGAAAUGUUCCAAAGUUAUCGCAAUUGAAAGCAAUCCUAAUCUUUUCUCUAUAUCUCAAUCGGUCAUUCUUGAUAACACUGAAAGAAUCACAGGCGAAAUCAUAGCGAAAAAUAUGCACUCAACUGACUUUCAACCUAAACCAGAAGAAAAAGCGAGCGUUGUCAUCGCCGAGAUAAUGGAUUGUUGUGCUUUUGGCGAAGGGAUCAUUCCCACAUUUUACGAUGCUCACCAGCGGCUAGUACAACCGAAUUGUAGAUUUUCACCGUCAUUGGUCGAGCUGUAUAUCACCGUCUACGAAAGCAUAGAAAUACUGAACACACAUUAUUUCAUGGAAAAUAGAUCUCAAUAUACUUACCCAAAACAAGAUACUACUUCUGAGCCUUACUGGUGCUGCAAAAUCGAACAAUACCCAGAUGCCAAACCACUUUCUGCACCUGUUAAGUUGAUAACCGUGCAUCUUGAUGAUAUAGAAGAUCUCUCCAAAUACAUGAUUGGUGUAAAAAAUACUAUCACAGUGGAAGUCAAAACUGAAGGUACUGCUUGUAUUGUUGUAGCGCACUUCAGAGCUGUACUAGCUGAUGAUGUUGAGAUUAGUACUCAAAAAGAAACAUUCUGGGAGCAUGGAAUUUUCAUAUUAUCAGAACAAGAGAGAGUACAUGAGGGACAGCAAAUGAAUCUAUCUUACUCUUUGAAAAAAAAUAGAUUGUCUAUCUGGAACAGCGCUACGGAAACCGAAAAACUGAAUGAAACUAGUAGAUAUGUAGUGAUCGAGCAAGAGAAAAUAGAAACAUUGAGGAGUGUAGGAUUCUCAGAGGAAGCUAUAAGGAAUUUACCAACUAAUAUAAACAAAGUUGGCUACGCUCCAUCUUCAAUACCCUUCCCAAGGCCAUUCUUAGAGUUGCCAGAAUUUAUCACAUUAUCUCAUAAAGAUCUACCAAAUAUUGGUGUUCUUUGCAAAGGACAGAAUGGAAUAACAAGUAACAUGGGGCCAUGUGAUAGAUUCAUCUUGUGGCCUGCACGUAUAGAUGGCAGUUUGAAUAGUGACUUAUUAGAAGAAGUAAGAACAGUGUUAGAUCGCCAAUUAAUGGUUAUACAUCGAACCUUCCCCGAACACAUAGAAUGCAGAGGUUACCUAUUUCAGUCAGAGUAUUUAACUAGGCGUUGUCGUCCGGAUGAAACUGCACACAUGAAUGUUAAUUUGAGAGAAUUAACGAAUUGGACUCUAUUGGAAUAUCGCGAUAUAAAACUAGAUGGUACUCCACACAUACCCAUGUCAGAGGAAAUUGAUGUGUUCAAAAUACGGGUAGAUACGAUUACAACUCACCUUGAAUGUUACAUGAAUGUUGUUACGGUCAAUUCAACCCCGGGAGAAAAAGUCGAUGGCAUAGUUUACUGGUUCCAUGCAGGUGAUUAUUCAAACAAAAACGAGAAAGUCGCAGCUUUUAUGUUCGAUAAGCCGUAUGUGGUUCCGUCGAACGGUUUGGUUACAAUACUGGUAUACAUUCAUAAAUCUCAAAUGGUUAUAACUACUGAAUUAACUCAAGAUAACUCAGAUUAA